UGCCUCUCAUUGCCUGGGAGCGACUAACGGUGUACAACGAGAAACUGUUCCCAUCCUCCGCCUUCGCAGGAAAAAACGCACGGAUGUGCAUGUUCCAGGAGGAGAGUAAAAGAAAAAAAAAGAGCCUCCUCCUGGUGUUUUCUUAUUCAAAAAGGCAACGGUGCGAGGUUGCCAGUUUGGGAGCUUGUUUUCCCCUUAAAUUGGAACCCUUCAAGCUGUGACUGGGCUGAUUUGCUCGCUUUUCGUUUCUCCGCGGAGCUGCCGCCACACCGCACGGAAAUAACGGGACUCCACUCGCAGCCCGGGCUUCACUUUAAGUGGAUCAUUAAAGAAGGGAUGACGCAUCAGUCACUCACCUCACAGAGUCAACAUCCAAGCCGUCUGUAAAACUGGCUGAAUCUGAUUAACUGGGAGCCGUGGAGCCGACAGAAUCAGUGGAUUUACCUUCCUGUGGUCCAGAUGAAUCCACAAAGAACCCACAUCAAUGAAUUUUAUUAAGGACAUUCAUGAACCCAGCCCUGUAUUGUCUGAAAAAUAGGAACAGGGUAUGCUUGUUGGACAGCAGUGAUAUAUUUGAGCCCAGCCGCCUGACUCUGACUGUGACGACAUGUCUCUGCCCAAGCGGAGGAAAAUCAGGACUUUUGCUCUGCUGUGUUGUGUCAUUACAUUUACAACACUCCUGUUCAGUUACACUUUCCGGGACCCCUCGCUCUACUUCUUCAAGUACGCUUUCCAUCUGUCGGAUAACUUUUUCUCCAAAGGGCUAUGUGCCUGCCGACAGUGCAUGACGGAGCUGGAGGACGACCCCUGGUUUGCUGAGCGCUUCAAUCAGUCCGUCCACCCUCUGAUGACCAGGGAGAACAGCGUCCUCUCUGACGAAACCUUUAAAUGGUGGCAGUGGUUGCAGUCAGAGAGGCAGCCGGCCAACUUCAGUGAAGUGGUGGAGGAGCUGUUCCAAGUCAUCCCUGACGAGGUGCUCUACAUGGACGCCAGCCCUGAGCGCUGCAGGACCUGCGCCGUGGUGGGGAACUCUGGGAAUCUGAAGGGGGCCCAGUACGGCGGCCUCAUCGACUCCAGUGAUUUCAUCAUAAGAAUGAACCAGGCGCCCACCACUGGUUUUGAGGAGGACGUGGGUGCCAGAACAACGCAUCAUGUCAUGUAUCCAGAAAGUGCCAUAGACCUAGACAACACCACCAGUCUAGUGCUGAUCCCUUUCAAGACUCUGGACCUGCAGUGGAUCAUUAGUGCUCUGACCACGGGCACCAUUAAACACACAUAUACACCUGUUGCAGCCAGGAUAAAGGCAAACAAAGAUAAGGUGUUGAUUUACAGUCCAACAUUUUUCAAAUACGUCUAUGAGUCUUGGCUCGAGGGUCAUGGACGAUAUCCCUCCACUGGCUUCCUCAGCUUACUGCUCGCUAUCCACAUAUGUGAUGAGGUCAGUGUGUUUGGAUUCGGUGCUGACCAGUACGGAAACUGGCACCACUACUGGGAGGAGAACCAUUUGGCCGGAGCCUUUCGACAUACGGGAGUCCAUGAUGGAGAUUACGAAUAUAAUGUCACCCUGCUGCUGGCAGACAAGCACAAAAUCCGAAUGUUUCGAGGCAGAUGAUACCGAGCCCAUAUGUGCAGCGGAAUGACCACCAAAUGAACCUCAGCAGCCUUUCACUGUUUAUUUUUCCACCGCCUCACGCUGGAAGAACGCUUUUGUCAUGAUUCCCAAAGACAUUCUCACAUGAACUCUUCUGGUCUGUCCAGUUUCUCUUUCUUCACUUAACACAGUGUGUAAGAAAUGCCACCGCUAUUGACAAACCAACAGAGCUUCCGUCUCUGUGUGCUGAGACACAGGCAACGACAGACCAUCAGUAAGACAAAAGCAACACUGCCAUUUGUUUGAGUAAUCCCCACUGAAAUUUGUCUGGGAGUGAACAGACAAGACAAAGACGUCUUGUCAACAAGCAUGCUAUACAUAAACAGCUUUAGUACUCUUGUAUAGUAUGUGUAUAGUCUUUAUGUUCUUUUUUUAUGAAUGGCUAGCAUUGUGGCCACCUUAAGCUUUGUAUGGUUAUGGUCACCGACAAUAAAUACGCUCUGCUGACAGCAGGAGACAAAGUGCCAUGAUUGAUCUGUUGAUGUAUAGACGUGACAAGGAAGUAUAAUGGAAACUGUUUUCGUCCAAACUGACAGAUAACAAACAUAAAAGAAUCCAGACUCUGCUCUAAAUAACUAUAGCUGUAUAACUUUCCAUUGUAAAGGCAGAUAUGAGAAUCAGCUCUUUUUCCAUCACACUGACCAAUUCUGACCAAAUUCUCAUGAACUACUUGCACUAUAAGAACUACUUGCAUCUUGCUUGUCUGAUUACAGCUGGUAAAAUAUAGUUUGACAUAGCCCAACAUAUCCUCAUACAACAGUUCGUAUGUUAUCAAACAAAGUAGUGCCCACGAAUUAUGUAUGUGACAUAAAGUUACGUACCUAACCUUAAGUUACUUAGGUUGGGUUUAGGCAAGUAAAGCAACAUAUCCUCAUACAACAUUUCGUAUCAUGUCCUACAGAUCAGCGGCCCACAAAUUACAUGACAAUCUUAACUUAAAGUUAGGUAAUUAACGUAACGUUACGACAACACAUUCUCACUCCAACCUCGUCACAUAUCGACGUUCGGAUAUGGACUUUCUAGGUUGAGAUAUGAAGUGCAAGGUACCCUGGGUGUGUUGUUGUUGUUGGCGUCCUAGGACGUUGUGUCAACUUCAGCCUGAUACAUGCAUUGUCUGUUACAUGCAAAAUAAAUGCACUACAUCAGUACAAUACCGCGAAUUGACGUUUUUUUCCUUUAACAACGUAGCCACACACACACAUGCACAUGGUUGGGUUCAGUAAAAAAAAAAACGUGGUUUGGCUUUACAACCAAACAGGAAGUGAACACCGGCCUCCCGGGUGAAUGUCAGUGGUUAAUGGAUCCAUCCACCACGCUUCCCACCCACCCUACUCUGACCUUUUGCCCCUUAACUUUCGUUUUUGUCCCACCACGCUUCCCCCUGACGCCGCUGGGCCAUUAAACAAUAACGGCAACCACCCGUGUAUCAUGCGAACGUGAAAGGAUGGCUUUUUUUUGUCAGUGUCUGACGCCGGAGGUCACUGGACAAGCGCUGGUUUUGAUGACUUUGGGGUGAGACUGGCUUGGCUAUGGAGGUUAGCUUUAGGCAAGUAAAGUUACUGUGGUUAGGUUUAGGAAAAGCGAGGAUGCCCACACAGUUCCGAACAUCGGCCUUCUGGGGAAAGUCCUGUGUUUUGAGAACCAUCCACCACUCCAACCUGCCUCCCAGCUGGAUCACUUGGAACUGUCUCUUUCUUUACUCCUGUCAGCGCACUCGAUAUGUAAUCACAGCCAUCCAAAAAACAUGGGUGAUGUAAAAAAAUUACUGGCAUAUCAUUACAUGGAAUAUGUACGAAUUCUGGUGCUUUACCUUUCGUAGGAAACAUACAAACAGUGCAUGAGAACAGCCUGAGUAAAGUUACAUAGGUUAGGUUUAGGAAAAAACAUGGUUCUGAAUACCAGUCUCCUGAGGGAAAGUCCUGUGUUUAUUUGGCCCAUCCACCCCCCCAAUCUUCCUUCUUAUGAGGAAUUACAUUCUUUAUUCUACUUCCUUCUUUGCUUCCUACAGCGCAACCAACUGAAAAUCCCCCCAUGUACAGUACCAAAUGUGUAGGAGAACUACAGUGGCUAAUGUGAAAACACUCAUGGCCCUAUCUAGAGCCAGUCUGAUUCUUAGUUUAUGUGAUUAUACACUAAAGAAAACAUUGUUGUGAUUAUAUUUAUGCCUUAAAUCCUACACAACGGACCUUGAAAUUAAUUCAGAAUCAGACCCACAGAAUAUAUUGUACUACCCAUGGGGCUGUAGCCAAGGUUUUAGAAGUCAGUUCAAGUCUCCCAAACAUAUGGCCAACUUCACUUUUGUAGUCAAGUUUUGACCACAGAAAUAAAAUCAGUAAAGUUAUUUCGCUUUGUCAUAUUUCUUUUAUGCAUUGAUUUGUUAAGUUAUAUUUCCUUUGAAUUUUAUUUCUUAACAUGAUAUUCAGUAUGAUGUUUCAAAGCCCUCUCCACACCACCAGAAAUAAAAUUCUGGUUAUGACAUACUAAAUACUAUUAAUAUUUGUCAAUUUUUUAUAUAUUAAGUAAAAAAAAAUCUGAAAUUAGUCCCCAAAACAGAAACUGUGCACAUUUAUAGCCAUGCUUGCAGUAUCACUUGGUUGCUCACCCCACCACUUUGGUCCAGACUAACGCAUGGAUUGAUAGAGAUAAAGAAGAUAAAUCUCAGUAACUUUCCUGACCUCUGAUGUUCGCUCUUGUCCCACCAGCAGAUUGACGUUUGUAGUUUUGACUGCGAUAUGUCAACAACUACUGGAUGGACUGCAGUGAAAUCUGGUGCAGAGUCCUGUCCUCCUUGGGUUGAAUUGCAAUUUAACUUGUCCAAUACUUCAGUAGCAAUCAAGCAUCUGCAAAACUAUUGACAUUCACAUCAGCCUGUAUUUGUAUUUUGUCCUAAUGAGCAAAUAUUAGAAAACCACUGUGCUUAUAAGUACAGCCUCUUGGUCUUCUUUCAGAUUGUAGAAUUUAAGAUUUCUCAUCAAAAUUCCCCAGAAAAAAACAGAGGUCAUGAUCUCACCGCCCACAGUACGGCCCGAAAUACCCGUGACCUGGUAGCUUCCAGUGGUAGUACUACACGCAAACUGCGGCUGCAGCUAUCAGCGCAGUGCUGGGGCAGUGUCAAAGGUCACACCACAACUGUUCAAGAAAUCUCGGAUCGCAGAUUAUUAUUUUUUGAACUACAUGGCUCAUUACAAAGUGAGCAGUCAUUAAUGAGAGAACACAUCCACUGGCACUAGACCUGCAGCAAGAAGUGUUGUGUUGUGGUAAAAGCCAUCAAUACGGUUUUCAUGCCACAGUGUUAUGAAAAAAUGAUGCAAGUUUGAAGUGAAACACAAACACCAGGUUCUUGAAGUUGUUGUUGAAGUUGUAGACGUUCAUCAUGCAUCAUUGAAACCUGAUGUAUUUACAGGGGUGCCUUAUCAGUGAACAUUAAUGUGACAUAUACAUGUGAAUAACAAGGUGUUAAGUGCCUUUAAUGGGAGAUUUUAAGACUUGAUUUUUACCAUCAAAUUGUACUGUGUUGUAAUUAUUAACAUCCGUAUUAUUAAAUGUGUCAGCAACCUUUAUAAGUUUAUGUUCUUGUUGUGUGUACAGUGUCAAUUUAAAGGAUCAUAUGCAUGAUACAUACAGUAUAAUCAUCUGAAGUGAUGAGAUGUUUUGUACACACCAGAGAAGAAACUGUUGGGCAUAUACAUGUGGGCGACAUCCCUGGCUCUGGUCUCUGCAGUUUUGAUGACACACAGCUGCCCAAGCUUGAAAUUAUUAGCUGCAUUUGCUGAACUUGUUGUAGAUGUGCGAAUGCUUUAUGACCCCGCGUUAUCAUUUUCAUCAACAAAUCUCUGAUCUGAAACACCCUAAGUGUUAUUUCAGAUUGGCCAGGAAUAGAGCUUGCUGGUGCUUAUGUGAUAGGCUAUGAUUUGCUCCAUGUGCCUUGAAACGUAAUGGGACAUUUGCCCGGUCAUGGUCUUUUUUUUUUUCCUCCUCUCCAUGUGAGAGCGUGCUGAUAAGAGGCAAAACCACAAUGUUUGCUCAAUUCAAAUUUGCCAGCCACUUUGAAGACAACAGUGGUGUGCAUGUGUUCUGCAGGGGACACUGUCACCUAGUGGACAAGUACAUGAAUCAGCAUCAACAUCACUGGAUUCGUCCAUUAUGAGUCAAAUGUGACACUUUUAAAACUGUGUUCAAACAUGACUACAGAGUCCGUCACUCACCUGUGUGUGAUCCCCAUCUUGUUGAGGUUUUACUGGUUGAGAAGUUAUAUAAGACCCAUUAAAGCAAGAAUCUAAUUUCUAUGUUUGCUGUGUAUUUUUCCGAGUAUGAAGAGGUCAUUAAUAUUGACUUGUGUGGGAGAGCUGGAUAAUGAAAAACUUGCAUUAUUCAGUUAUUCAGUUAUCAGUGCACAGUACAGAAACACACAGCUGGAGUUUUUUUUUUCUGAAAAGUGUGAAAGGACAAAGAGGUUAAUUGAUUAUAAAUUAUUCACAGUUUUAUGCACAUUUGUGUGGGAGGCUAUAAU
Molecule: messenger RNA, 6161 nt
Organism: Epinephelus fuscoguttatus (brown-marbled grouper)
Lineage: Eukaryota; Metazoa; Chordata; Actinopteri; Perciformes; Serranidae
Product: CMP-N-acetylneuraminate-beta-galactosamide-alpha-2,3-sialyltransferase 1-like
Exons: 7
Coding region: 608-1612 (334 amino acids)
Molecular function (GO): beta-galactoside (CMP) alpha-2,3-sialyltransferase activity
Source: RefSeq, a predicted model, not a curated record